AUGAAGUUCUCUGGAUCAGCAGCGAUUCUCGCUCUCCUCUUAUCACCGGCUGCUUUAGCAGCACCUUCGCUUUCUCCAUGGAAGGACCAGUCUCCGAUUCAGAUUAACGAGGACCUUUCGGUUCCCGGAGAUAAUCCCCUGAACUUCUGCACUCCCCCCAAGAAUGAUAUCUUGACCAUUGAGCGUGUGGAUCUAUUCCCAAAUCCACCUCUUCCAGGCAAAACCCUCACGAUCAAGGCUACCGGCACCUUCUCUAAGCAAGUCGACAAGGGUGCGAAAGUCUUAUUGCAAGUGAAAUAUGGCGUCAUUCGAUUGAUCAACCAGACCGCGGACCUGUGUGAACAAAUCGAGAAUGUCGAUCUUCACUGCCCAUUGGAGAAAGGAAAGAUGGAGUUUACAAAGAAUGUGGACCUACCACGGGACAUUCCACCGACGGCGAAAAGAUUACCUGCCUCGAAGCUGGUGUCACCUUUGAAUUCAAACUAUGAGCCCAGAUCUGCCGCCGCGGUGCCGCACAGCUUUUUUGCAUGCCGCUCUUUGCAUGUUGAUAACGCAGUUGUAUUUGAUAUCCUUGUGCGGUUUCGAAAGAUCUUUUUCGGUUUCAUGAUGGUUAAUAGCGAAUAUGCUCUUCCUGUUUGUUUACGGCGUCCUGUACCUUCACGAAGCUUGCUUUAA
This is a messenger RNA of Uncinocarpus reesii 1704, 675 nucleotides long. RefSeq names its product phosphatidylglycerol/phosphatidylinositol transfer protein. Gene Ontology annotation, molecular function: sterol binding. The record is from RefSeq and is a predicted model, not a curated record. Bases 1 to 675 code for a protein of 224 amino acids. Lineage: Eukaryota; Fungi; Ascomycota; Eurotiomycetes; Onygenales; Onygenaceae. The transcript is spliced from 3 exons. Gene Ontology annotation, biological process: intracellular sterol transport.